GGCCACCCCGGUGUCAUGAAUUAGUACUGAUCAUUCCUCUCUUCGCCAAUAUUCGUCAUCGUCAUAAUGGAGUUGGUGAGCCCUACGACAGUCGAUACCAGACCUCGACUUGGCCAUGCUUGCACCCGCUGCUCCGAGCGCAAAGUCAAAUGCGACAGGCGACAACCAUGUGAGUCCUGCAUGAGACAUAGUGCGGAUUGUAUUUUCAGACCAUUGCCUCCGCGUAAACGGAGGAAGAAGCGCACGACCGAAGAAGCUUUGGUACAGCGCCUUCACAUGUACGAGGCGCUACUUGAAAAGAACGGUGUCGACCCCAACACCCUGGCAAUGUCAUCUGCAGUCGUGACUUCAUCCCAGACAAGUCAUCAAAGUCCAAAGGGCAAUACCCCGACAGACUUCAUAUCACCGGACGCGAGGCCUCUCAGUCCAGAAGGGGCAAUCUCAAAGCCUCGUUUGUUGCAUGAACAGGGCCGCUCCAAGUAUCUCAACAAUGGCCUCUGGACCCGAGUGAUAGAAGAGUUCCGUGAAAUAGGCGAUGCGCUGGGCAACUCAUCCGACGAAGAUAACGGCCCCGACGAACUAGCCGAAGAAGCAGCGGACGUUGUUCUCGGAUCCCUUGAAACGCCAGCCAGCAUUGACGAACUACACCCAUCCACUGAGCAAACCAUGGAGCUAUGGCGAAUUUACUUGAGAAACGUUAGUCCUGUCUUGAAGCUUCUUCACGCGCCCACGACUGAACAAACCAUUCAAACCGUCAUGGUAAGGCCCGAGAAAAUGUCAAGAAGUUUCGAAGCACUCCUCUUUGCCAUCUAUAGUGCUGCGGUAAUGUCAAUGCGCGAUGAAGACUGCGAACAACGAUUCGGUCAAACCCGCAAGCACCUGCUCUCGCGAUAUAUACGUGCUACGAAACUUGCCCUGACACGCGCGAAGCUGAUGGGGACCUCGAAUUUGACAGUUUUGCAGGCUUAUCUGCUACACCUCGUAGCUGUCCGAGAGUUUUAUGACAGCCGAACUCUGUGGAAUAUGCUGGGUGUUGCCGUCCGCAUUGGCGAGGGCAUGGGGCUUCACCGUGAUGGAAGUACUUUGGGUCUACCGCCUUUCGAUGUCGAAAUCCGACGUCGCAUAUGGUGGGAGAUGAGCCUACUCGAUCAACGAUCUGGGGAUCUGAGUGGUUAUGGCAGGAUUGGCACUUUCGACGGAAGCACCAACAUACCCAAUUGUCCUGCCAAUGUCGACGAUGACGACCUCUUCCCCGCAAUGACUUCAAUCCCAGAGGAGUCCACCAAAGUCACGGAGUCUCUGUACUGUGCCUUGCGAGCUGAAAUGUUUUCGUAUUGGUCGAGCUAUGCAGGCCGAAAGAAGAAAGAAAGAAUGUCUGGAGACCUCCAGGGAAGGAUUAAAAGCCAGGAUGAAUUGAAAGACAGAGACAAGGCAAUCGAAGAAUUCGAGCAGAUGAUUGAGUCAAAAUAUGUUCGAUACCUCGAUCCUUCGCAGCCGCUACAGCUCCUGAGUAUGCUUUUGGCCCGGUCAGUUGUGAGCAAAGCCCAGUUCAUGGUUCAUCACCCGAGGAGAUGGAAUGGCUCGCAAAGCAUUCCAGAUUCGGAACGGCAGUUGGUGUGGCAAGUGUCUGUCGGACUCUUACAACAAUACAACAUGAUGCGUUCGAAUCCUUCCCUGAAACGUUUCUCCUGGUACACGGCCUACUACUUUCCAUGGCAGACAUUUAUCCAUGUAUUGGACACGGUGAGGGUCACUCCGCUCAUGGCGGGUGCUUCGGACAUAUGGCAGAUCAUUGAGGAGACGAUUGAGAACUUUCCAAAUUUGAUCAUGAAGACCAAGGAGCCGCCUUGUGUGGCAGUGAGUAAGUUGUGCUUGACGGCGUAUGAGGCAUAUGUCGAAAGCUUGAAGAAGGAGGGCAGGUUUGUCCCAAGAACUCCAGCAUUUGUAAACGACCUUAGGCAGCAGCAAGACAACCUUCGACAGCUUCAUGCUCAGCGGAAACGAUCAGGAAUCCGCCACACCGCAGGUACUGCUUCUCCUCCUCCGGCCGAGCGCGGUACGCAAAAGUCAAUGCAGAAGGACGCGGCUUCUUCGUCGAUUCAGAGUGGUAUGCAAACAACAGCCGAGGCUCCAAAUGCUUGGUCCGCUGGCGGUGUUGAGUCUGGGUAUGCAACAAUGUCAACAGACAUGGAGGGAGCGGACGAACCGUUUCGCCUUAAUCCGGGAAAUGAGAUCGAUAUUUUUGCGGACCAAGCGAUCGACUGGUCACAAUGGGAUACAAUUCUUGGUGAUCCGUCUCUAAUGCCAAUGCCGAUCAUGACGGACUCCCAGGAACGAGACUGGUCCCUUGCACGAUAUUUCGCAGAUUGAUCUCAUAUUAUUAUUCGUCUCGUGCGACAAUAACGUACUGUGACACUCGACAACCUUUGAACUCUCAACGAGUUAGGCGCGGCCUUCUGGUGCUGGUGUGAAAGUGCAG
Exophiala oligosperma is the source of this 2479-nucleotide messenger RNA. RefSeq lists its product as uncharacterized. Gene Ontology annotation, molecular function: DNA-binding transcription factor activity, RNA polymerase II-specific; zinc ion binding; DNA binding. The record is from RefSeq and is a predicted model, not a curated record. Gene Ontology annotation, biological process: DNA-templated transcription; regulation of DNA-templated transcription. The transcript has a single exon. The coding region runs from base 67 to 2370 and encodes 767 amino acids. Lineage: Eukaryota; Fungi; Ascomycota; Eurotiomycetes; Chaetothyriales; Herpotrichiellaceae.